This is a messenger RNA of Micromonas pusilla CCMP1545, 762 nucleotides long. RefSeq lists its product as uncharacterized. Bases 1 to 762 code for a protein of 253 amino acids. The record is from RefSeq and is a predicted model, not a curated record. The transcript has a single exon. Lineage: Eukaryota; Viridiplantae; Chlorophyta; Mamiellophyceae; Mamiellales; Mamiellaceae.
AUGUCGUCCGCGAUGUGCGCCGCCGCGACGCCGGCGCUGACGUCCGCGCCCGCGCGUCUUUCCAACGGAACCGUCAAGACGCGAAGGAGCGGCGCGACCAGACAUCAUCAUCACCAUCAUCAGUCCGUCGCGCCGCCCUCAAGGUGCCGCGGCGGCGCGUCCUCCGCGCGCGCCUCCGCGACCGCGACCACCGCGACCGCGUCCGAGACCGCCGCGAUCGAGGCGGCGACGAACGCCCUCCGCCCCUCCUCCGCGGACUGCGCCAAGACGCUCGUGCACCUCGCCAACACGGGCACCAUCUCCACCACGUGCGACGACGGCGUCGCGCUCGGCACGUUCGCCUCCUACGUCGUCGACGAGGACGGCGGCGUCGUUCUCCGCAUGCGCGCGGACGCGAUGCACACGAAGAACAUCGCGUCCGAUCCGCGGUGCUCGCUGUACGUGCAGCCGGCGACGCAGCCGCCCGGGGUGCUGAGCCGCGCGACGCUCAUCGGGAAGCUCGAGAAGCUCGACGCGGAGGACGCGGAGAAGGCGGCGAUUCGGUACGACCGCGUCCACGGCGAGAACGUCGGCGUGGACGCGAUGCAGAGGAACGACGACUACUACGCGUUCGUCGUCGACCGCGUCUUCUACGUCGGCGGCCUCGGGAGCGACAAGCGCGCGGAGGUGGUGGACGCCGCCGCGUUCGCGGACGCCGUCGCGGAUCCGCUCAGGCGCGUUCACGUUUACACUGGUCCCCGUACGACCGCGUCGGCGUGGUGA